This is a messenger RNA of Dictyostelium purpureum, 2508 nucleotides long. RefSeq lists its product as uncharacterized. NCBI's taxonomy places the organism in Eukaryota, Evosea, Eumycetozoa, Dictyosteliales, Dictyosteliaceae. The transcript has a single exon. The record is from RefSeq and is a predicted model, not a curated record. Bases 196 to 2484 code for a protein of 762 amino acids.
ACCAAUAUUUGUUAAAUAAUAUUAUUAUUAUAUGCUCUUUUGUAAAGUUUAUUAUUGUAUUUGUUAUUUAUUAAUGAAAUAGUUAAUUAUAGGUUUUUUAUUUUUUUUUUAUUUAAAUUAAAAAAAACAAAAUAAAUAAAACUGUAUUGUAUAUUAAAAAAAAGAAUCUUUUAGUUUUAUAUAUAUAAAAUUAAGAUGCUUGGUACAAGAAAAAGGUCAAGCCCACCAUUAUUUAAUGAUAAUAGUGGGGUACCAAAUAGCAACAAUAAUAGCAAUGGAUAUAUUUCACCACCAUCACCAUUAUCACCAAAACAAACAAAUCAAUUUUUAUUUAAUAGUGGCUUAGAUUAUAAUAAUUAUAAUGGUGGUAGUAAUAAUAACAAUGGUUUUACAAAAUAUCAACCACAAACAACCUCAUUUGUAAAUAAUAGAUUAAAUCAAUUUUCAUUAGUUUCAGAUUCUGAACAAUAUUAUGAUAAUCAACAACAAGCUUCAUCAUCAACAUCUUCGUCACCGACAUCACUUACAUCACCAAAUUUAUUACCUCCGUUAAACUACCAAACUUAUCAAUACAUUGACGAAAAUGAUAAUUCAAAUAUUAAUAACAACCACACCAAUAACAAUAAUUUUAAAACAAAAAAUAAAAGUAAUAUUAAGAAAAAUAAUAAGAAAUCAAAAGUUAAAAGACAUAUAAAUUUUAAAUUAGAUGACGGAGUCGAACAACAAAAUCAAAAUCAAAAUCAAAAUCAACACUCACCAUCGCCAACACAAAUAAAUAGUAAUGAUGAUGAUGAGUUUUAUGAAACAAAUACCGAUUUUGGUUAUUUAAAUGUAUCAACUAAAGAAGAUUUGCUAGUUUGUUUAAAUGUUUUAAAAAAAGAAAUGGGCCAAUUUAAAAAUUUAUCACACAAUUUAUUAUCAAGAUUAAAUACAUUGGAAAGGGGUAUUGGUCAAGAAAAACAAUUAAGAUUAAAUGGUGAUACUAGUAUUAAUGGUCAUAGUAGAAGUGGUUCAGAUCAAGAUUCAUUCGAAAAUAAUCAAUUAUAUUCACCAAAUUUCUUAUUACCACAAAAUUCAUCUAAUAAUAAUGUAACAACUAUUCAACAAGAAAUUUUAAUAUCUACAUGUUUACUAGAAAUUCAAAAGAUAAUUGAAAAACAAAGAACUUAUGACAGUUUAUUAGCUCAAAGAGAAAAGUAUUGGGAUAUCGAGUUAAAUAAAUUAACAAUGCAAAUUUUAAAUAAAUUAAAUAACGGUCAGCAUCUGCACGAGCAUCCACAUCACCACCAUCACCAAAACCAUUUAUUAAAUUCACCCAAUUCAUCAGAAUUACAAACAUUUCACCAUGAUCAAGAGUUUUACCCCAACAAUAAUGGUAGUGUUUUAAAUGAUGAAAUGUUUGACUCAUAUACUGCAUUAAAUAAUAUUAAUAAUAGUAUCGUUAGAAAUAACUCUAGCAGUAAUUUAAGUGAAUCAAAUAAUAGUAAUAAUGGUCAAAUUGCUAGUAGUAAUAAUAACGUUGGUUUAAAGAAAAGAGUAUAUAACUCUUUUAAAAGUGCUUAUGUUUAUUUAUUUGGUACCAAAAAGACCAUUACAUUUUGGAAGAAAGCUAUUAUAAUUGGAGUAAUAGUUGUAUUAUGGCCAUUAGUCGCAAAUUUAGUUUAUAAAUUAAUAAUGUAUAUUGUAAAUAAAAGAAGAUUAGCAAAACAAUCAAAACAAUUAAUUACAAAUAAUUUACCAACAGUACCUAAAUUAUCAUCAACUUUAAAACCAUUAAAAUCAUUAGCUAUAAACAAUAGUAAUAAUAGCAAUAAUAGUGGUAGUAUUGCCAAUAGUGCUACCAGUUUAAUAUCUUCAGCAUCAUCAUUAGCACAAUCCAAUAAUAAUAAUAGUAAUAAUAACAAUAUUGUUAAUAAUAAUGUAUUUAAAAAAAUAAAAUCUUCAAUUCUAUCAAGUAAAAAAGGAGGGGAUCUUUUAAACAGCAAUUCAUCAAAUAAUAGUCAAAUAAGAGCCCCAGAUAUUGUUAAGGCAUUUAUUCAAGGUGUUAGCACAGGGGAUGGGGGUAGUACAAAUAAUAGUUUAACUUCAUUAACCAAUACACUGGGUAAUUUAAAUCCUGCAGCUUCAAUUGGUGGUAGUAUUGGCUCGAAUAGCAGUGGCAGUGGCAGUGGUAAUAGCAUUGUUAGUAAUACUAGUAGUUUAUUAAGUAACGGUUUAAAUAGCUUAACUUCAUCUGCAGUCUCAUCAUCAUUUUCACCAAGUUCAACUUCAUUAGCAUCAAUGAUUAUACCAAAUUCUACAAUUUUAGAGAAUAAUAACAAUAGUAACAACAUUAGUAACAUUAGUAAUUCAGCAACUAAUGCUAUUAGAAAUGGUUUGAAUAGGGUAUCUUUAAAUAAUAACUCUAAUAAUAAUACCACACAUAAUGAAGGACUUGAAGGAAAUAUGAUAAAAAUUGUUAGAAAUUUACUCAGUCAAAGAUAAAAAUAAAAUAAAAAAAAAAUUAUG